Kalmanozyma brasiliensis GHG001 is the source of this 2013-nucleotide messenger RNA. RefSeq names its product BCS1, N-terminal. Gene Ontology annotation, cellular component: mitochondrial inner membrane. Gene Ontology annotation, molecular function: ATP binding; ATP hydrolysis activity. Lineage: Eukaryota; Fungi; Basidiomycota; Ustilaginomycetes; Ustilaginales. The coding region runs from base 1 to 2013 and encodes 670 amino acids. The transcript has a single exon. The record is from RefSeq and is a predicted model, not a curated record. Gene Ontology annotation, biological process: protein insertion into mitochondrial inner membrane from matrix; mitochondrial respiratory chain complex III assembly.
AUGUCCGGCAUCUUCAACUUCAGGACGAUGAAGAGGGAUGCUGCCAGGUCAUCGGGCGAGGACGACCAUGCUCGGCCCGUACCCUCGCAAAGUGACGGCACGGCAUAUUCAGCUUCAACAGUACCUCAGCUUGAAGCAGGGUCAUCCGCUCAAGCAGGCAAUGCUAGCACAACAUCAAUACCGAACAGCAAGGCGCCAUCUGGCGCCGGAUCGAAAUCCUUCUUCUCCGACUUGAUAGCCGACAAUCCCAUCUUCUCCGGCGGUCUAGGCUUGAUGGUGUUUGGUGGUGCGAUCGCCGUGGUCCGAAGAGGCGCCAAGGUAGCAGCUUCCACAGCGCAACGGAGACUACUGAUCUCCCUUGAGAUUCCGUCCAAGGAUCGGGCGCAUCCGUGGUUCUUGCACUGGAUGGCGGCGCAAGCACGAGCCCAGUCGAUGCGACAACGAGGCUUGCUAGGCAAGCAGCAGAAAGAGGGCUUAGUUGACUUUCUGGGUCUCCGAGAUCGUUCCGCGCAGAGAAUACCUUCCACUGCCGAGAAAGCAAAGGACACCGUAGCAGAUCCGCUGGUCAUCGCAUCGAGUGGCUCAUCCGUCUCUCCCGUCCGUAUCCUCAGCCACGAGCUGUCUGUCGAGACCAAUUACACACCGCACGCAUCGGCUUCGACACCGAACGCGCAAGCCGCGGAACGCGGUCAAGCUCGCUUCUCGUUGGUGCCUGGUCCAGGCACGCAUUGGUUCCGAUACCGCGGCGUCUGGAUGCGAUUGACGCGAGAGCGCGACGGCAAGAUGGUCGACCUCUCCACCGGAGCGCCUUGGGAGACGGUGACCCUGACUACGCUCUUCGCGUAUGCUCAUCUGUUUCCUCAGCUCCUGGACGAAGCUCGACAGCUGGCUCUCUCCUCGACCGAAGGCAAGACGGUGAUCUACACCAGCUGGGGACCGGAAUGGAGGCCCUUCGGCCAGCCGAGAAGGACGCGAGAGCUGAGCAGUGUUGUGCUGGGAAGAGGAAAGAAAGAGGCGAUCGUCAGCGAUGUCAAACGAUUUAUGGCUCGAGAUCGAUGGUACGCGGAACGCGGUAUUCCGUAUCGACGAGGCUACCUGCUUCACGGCGCACCUGGCAGCGGCAAGUCGUCCUUCAUUACUGCCCUGGCCGGUCACCUCGACUUCAACAUCUGCCUACUCAACCUCUCGGAACGAGGGCUGACAGACGACAAGCUCAACCAUCUGCUCUCUAAUGCUCCGGAUCGCUCCAUCUUGCUUCUCGAGGAUGUGGAUGCAGCCUUCUUGGGUCGACAGCAGGCGGCCGAAGACGGCUACCAGGCUUCGGUGACGUUUUCGGGUCUGUUGAAUGCGCUCGAUGGUGUCGCGAGUGGCGAGAGCCGCAUCAUCUUUAUGACGACCAAUCACAUUGAGAAGCUCGAUCCAGCGCUCAUCCGUCCCGGUCGAGUCGACAUGAUCGCCGAGCUGGGAGAUGCGGAGCGCGAGCAGGUGGAGGAGCUGAUGGUGCGCUUCUACUGCACGACCAUGCGAGAGCUGAAGAUCAAGCAAUUGGAUCUUCCAUCAAUUACGUUGGACGCAUCGAAGCCCCUUCUCGCAGCAGCAGCUGCAGCCGUCGACUCAGCCUCGACCAUUGCUGCCUACAAGAGCUUUGAGGCCGUACCUGGCCUUCGCGAGGCUGUGGAAGAAGCGGAUGCUGAAGUGCGCCAGCUUGCGGCCGACUUUGGCAGCACUGUCGAAGCAGAGGCAGUUGCCCGCCGCAAAGCCCUUGGACUUGGUGCCGACGGAAGGCAGCCUGGAGCGAUCGGCUCGGCCGCUCGUCAAGAUUCGGAGGCGGCGACAGCGACGGAUGCACCGAUCUCGACCCAGCGGGUGAUUCGGCCCGCUCCGGCUGCUAUCGGCGGCGUCAGCAUGGCAGAGUUGCAGGGUCUCUUUAUUCGUUUCCCUGACGAUCCUCGAGCUACUGUGGCAGCUUUCGUCAGCGAGAACGCCUCAAGACGUCACACGCCCAGUGCCUAG